Messenger RNA from Penicillium riverlandense, 468 nucleotides. RefSeq lists its product as uncharacterized. The transcript has 3 exons. NCBI's taxonomy places the organism in Eukaryota, Fungi, Ascomycota, Eurotiomycetes, Eurotiales, Aspergillaceae. The coding region runs from base 1 to 468 and encodes 155 amino acids. The record is from RefSeq and is a predicted model, not a curated record.
AUGCGCCAGCCCAUGAGCUUGCCGCCGAGCACGGCGAUUACCACGACCAGAAGCAAUGAAGCCGAUGCGCCGACCAUCGCCACUGCUGAAUGGAUCAACAAUCAAAUUUAUGCCACUGGAAUUCCAGUACACGAGGCCAGUUUCUCACAGGUUGCGAUGCAGCCUGCUCCCUUGACGCCCCCGCCCAAUGCUUUUCCGGAGCUAGUGGAUCAAACAUCCUUUGCCUUUGCUGGUCAGGUGCAGGACAUCUGCUACAGCCCAGAAGGCUCAACGACCAUCUCUUCCUUUCAGGACGUCAACUCAGCUAUCAUGCAUCAGAUGAAGUCAGAACUGGCACCUUUGCAAGAGUCGAGGCAACUACCACUACAGGAACUAACCAAGAAAACAACCAUUCUUUUCAAGAACCCGGGCGAAUUCACGAUGGCUGGCGGCAAGCAGGGAUCAGAGACGAUCGUCACCUCGAAGUGA